UCAACUACCAGCAUCCCUACAACCUACAACUUACAAGAGUAGUUCCAUACCUUACUAUACCUUUCGCGAACAACGGGAUGAUAAAGCGAGAGAGAGGAAAAUAACGUGGUGGGUUAGCGUCGUCGCGACCGGGAUACGAACCAACAGGUGAUGCCAGAGACACUCCCUUGGACUUGUUUCUUUCUUAAACACCAACGUCACGGUUCCUGUCGUAGGCUAACAAAAGUCACGCGUGUUACUCAUCAUCGCAUUUUACAAUUCGAGUAACCUUCACUAAAAUUAUUUAUUAGUUUCCGAUUUUCGAUCUUAAAUAUUAAAUAUUAAACAUUAAAUAAUGUUUUGUGCUUAAAUCUUAUUUCAUACAAUUGAAAGUGGAUUAUUCGAACGUGAAACUCGUUUCUUUUAAGAAAUGUGCCAAGUGAAUUUAAAAGUGUCAUUUAUCGAUAUUAAAAUUAAUCCGUAUUAUUGUUGUCAAUCAUAGUAAUUAUAAAUAUUUAGAAAAGUAAAUGAGUGAAUUAUUGUAUUAUAUCAAAAAUCUUAAAGAUGAAAUAGAAACUAAAGCGGUCGCUUUCAACAGAAUCGAUCCACGUGGGAUUAGAUCCUUGUUAGUUUGCCUGAAGGUACCGCGCUUUAGGUUCAUAUAUUUGAAAUAUAUGUAUAUGUAUAUGCAUAAAUAUAAAUAUACUCGCAUCGAUAGAAGUAUGGAAGUAUAAAAUUUCAGUUUGAGUUGCGAGUUUUUGAGAGGAAACUUUUUACUUUUUGUUGCAAGAAAAAAAUUCGACUUUAUUUUUUUUUUUUUUGGAAAAGUUUAAAGAGAAUUUUAUAUUUGAACUCGGAUCGAUUGAAUUUUUUUGACAGGUUAAAGUUAACAUGUGACAGGCCUUAAUUAGUUUUGUUUAACGGAAAAAACUGCUUAUUCAGAAUAAAAGGAAAAUCGGAGCUAAACGCGAGUAUCAUUAAAUCAAAAUAUGAGAAUCGCUUCCAACCCCUGAGGAAUUCGUUUUAUAAACGAUGGCAAGCAAGAAGCAUACGAGGAGCCCAUAAUAAAUUAACUACGGGAUCAGGUCGCGAGGGUAAAAAGUUUUAGGAGCGUGCAGGAUGCCCCAGGGGAGCAUUCAUUGGCAAGGGACUGAAAGGAGACCCUGCGGUCCUGGGGCACAGUGGAAUGUUCAGGUCGUACGAGGUAAAGUGACCACAAGGUGUCUCUGGCACGCUUGUAGAGCUUUGGGAAUUGGAUUACUGCUGAUGCUUUUAGGAGCUUGUAUGGCAACUAUUGGCUACUACGCAGAUCAGUUAUCCGUGGCGCAAGAGAUUAGAGGUAACAUGACGAUCAGAGUGAAGAAUGAAUCGAGGGGGUUUCAUCUCAAUAAUCUCAGCUACGCUGGACCUAUUGUCAUGGGAGUUGGAGGUUUCAUAGUAGUGGCAGCCUGUGUAAUGACAUUCGAGGCUCGUGAUAGCGCAGCAAAAGUCGUACCAGCGCGUUACCGUUUCAAUCAAAAUUCAUCAUCAUCAAUAAAAUAUUCACGGAACCAGCGGCCCCGUCGGUCAACAUCAUGCCAAACGACGCGGUGGGACCAUCACAUGGGUCUAUUUCGGGAAAAGCGUAGCCCAAGUCCAAGUGUUCACGAUAUAGCACGGAAACAAUUGACGGCGGAGUUUCUUCGAUUCUCGAAAAAUCUCCAUGACAAGGACAAGCCGAGUCAUCCGCUGAAAAAAAGCCCAAGUGCGCCGUCUUUGGUGAUGAAGAAGUCCCCUUCUAAAAGGAAAGCCUCUAAGUUUUCUGGUUGUGCGCUUUUAAAUCCAGAAUUACUUCAAAGACACGCUUUGUCAGUCGACAAUCCACACUACAGUCCUCCACGAGUCAGUCGAGAAAGCCUUGAGCACAAUAAAAUGAAUGGCAGUCAAGUUUCAAUGGCUAUGGAUCUUUAUAUUCCUAACAAAGGACCUGUUACGCUUAAAGUUAAAGACAGAUCGGAUACCGCGAGACGACAUCAGCUGUUACGACAGACUAAAAUUGAGGACCUUGAUGAGGAAGAAGCUAGACGAAUCCUCGCCAGAAGAAAACAACAUUCUGACUCAAUAGCUUACCCGCUGGGUGCAUGCACGAAACUUCCCGUGGACUUGGUUAUGGCACGUAAAAGAGCAUCCAUAGACGUGCGAUUAACCGACGAGCAUGGGACCACUGGAUUACUCACCCGUGGAAACACUUCGCCCCGGGACUUUCGAAAGUCACCCUCCUCUAAUUUUCGCAACAUGUCCUUUGAUAGGAUAAGUGCCUCCGAGCGGCGACCAGAUCGGUCGGGACGAAAAUCCAGUCUUGAUUUCCGGAAGAGUCCCGACUUUCGGAGAUUCGAUAUUAGACGAUUUAUAGAUGAACUUGAUCAACGAUCGGAAUCAAGUACAACAGAGAGUAUUCACCAGCGACAAAAAUUGUAUCAUUCGAGGUCUGACGACAACAGACGCACUUCAUUCGAUCGAAAUCGUCGCGAUUCCCAAGUAAGCCGACAUUCAUUGAAUGUACCUGUUGUUGUCGAAGGAUGUAGUCCUGAAUACGAGCUCAAGUAUCACGAUACAAGUUCACUGGAGAAAGAUGAAAUACGCUCAACUUUUUCCGACGACAGUCGCAGUACCGACACUAAAGAAAAUCAAGUAAGUGUCACCGUUUCUAUCGAGGAGUAUCCUGUUGACGUUGAUAUGCCAUUUACCCUUGUCGAGGAACCAGAGUUAGAAAAUAAUGCAACCAAUAAUGAUAACGAUAAUAAUAAUAAACCGUCGAGUAUUAUCAAUGAAAACGAUGAUUCCAUCAAAUUCAUCGACAGAAGUUGUGAGGAUGAUAAUGAAAUUGUUCUUGACGUCGAAGAGUGAAAACGUUAUUGAUAAAUUUUUUAUAAAAACGAACAACAAAAAAAACGUUAUGUACGUUCAAUAAAGUAUUCUAAUAAUUUUUUAGAUUAUUAAAAUUAAAUUAAAGUUAAUAUUUGAUAUAAAAAGAACGUUACCAGUAAGCUUGUACAAAGCUGAAGAAUUUUAAACAAAAAUAAAUAUCAGUAAUUAUUUUAUAAUAAUUAUACUGAUUAAAUUGUCAAUUUGAACAUGAAUUGUUGAUUAAAAAUAAAUAUUGUUGAUAAUGUGUAAGUUUAAGCAAAGCCACUAACAUGUAAAUGUCUUCACUUCUCAAUGCCUUCUAAUCAAAUGUAACAAUAUAAUUUUAUAAAAGUUGCUAUAUAUUGUAAGACUUUCCUGAAUUGCGAUUUAGUAAUAAGACAAUCACUAACCAUCAAUUUUUUCUAUUUUAUUUAAAGGGGCCGCUAACUCGAGUCAAAAUAAUUUACAUAAAUCAUUCUUACACGGAAAAAAAUAAUCGGUAGGUCUACCGAUUUUUACGGUCGAAAUUACUGGUAAGAUCCGUUGACUCUACUGGAAAUAUCAGUUUUAAUAAUGAAAAAAUACAGAUUCGACAUCAAUUAAAAAUAAGCUCAUAAUCAUAAUACUAAAAUAAAAACCUCACCUCUAAAAAAUUAAAAAUGGUACUUGGUAAGUUUGGAUCCAAGUUUAAAUAACUUGCCUACAGGUAUAACAUUAAUAUAAACUGAAAAAAAACUUCAACUUGAAUCAAGAGAAAAAUUCUUGAACCAAGAAAAUAAUUUUGAAGAGUUUCAUUGCCUUGAAUCAAAACGACAAGUUCUUCGAUCAAGUAAAAUUCACUUAAUCUAAAAGAAUUCCUUGGUUUAAAAAUUUUCUCACCCAAAUCAGGAGAUAAAGUUCUUCAAAAUUGUUUUUUUCAUUCAAGUCAAAUUUUUAUUAGAGUGUAAGAGAGGGAAAGUCGGUGAAACUGGGUAUUCAAUACAUAUAGUAAAAAAAUUCUUUUCUUUCCAAAAGCUUUCAAAGUGUUCAAAAUUAUUGCUUAAUGUUAUUUUCUGUGACUUCGAGACUUCUGUGACUUCGACUUGAGAAAAAAAAAGUCUCAGUUCUGAAACUGUCGUUCAAUUUUUGAUGUGACUAUUGUUUACUAAGAUACUAAAAUUGAAAAAUAAAAGAGUAUUAUUUAAUUUAAAGCCGGACAUUUUUUGCGAGAAAUCGAUGUAUAGAAACGUCAGAAAAAUUAAGUUGAAGCUCAAUAAAAAGGCUAUCAGGUGGACGGGAUGGUUUAGCUGAAAAACAUUUUCGUAAGCGCAUAGACAAAAAAAAAUGCAAAAAUUUACACAUUUUUUUUUUCGUACUAUUCCUCAAAUUUGCAUAAGAACUCUAAAAAAUUUCGAACGAAAGAUCCCAUAAUUAAAAUCUUAAGUAAAAAAAAAACUCUUCUUGUAUCUUGAUAUCAAUUUUUGAUAUGAUCAGUUUAUUUAUAAUUGAUGUAGAAUCUGUACUUCUUCAUUAUUGAAAUCGACAUUUUCGGUAAAGUCAACGGAUUAUACCAGUAACUUUCAUAGAAAAAAUCAGUAGUCUCAACCAAAAUAUAAUCUGUAACCUUCACCGAAGAAAUUGGUAGCCGCUACUAAAACAUAAUCGGUUGAGUCAACUGAUUGCCAAUCAGUAGACGCUACCGAUUUUUUUUUCCGUGUAUGUAAACUAAAAAACUUGAAUUGAAAUCACAAGUAUUGUAGAAAUACAGUAGCAAGUUUUUAGAAUUGAAAAACUAAAAAUGAACACUGUAUGAUUUUUCUUUCCGUAAAACGUUUUUAGCUAGUAUUAAUAUUUUUUUUUCAAUUUGCCAAAAAAUGUAUUGAGUCAAAAUCGUUUCAAGUUUCAAGGAAUAAUAAUAGAAAUAAAAAUUAUUGGUGACAUAAAACCAUAAGUCUGAUAAAAACUAUUAUGUUAUAGUGUAUUGUACAAAUUACUUUAUUGCGAGUAAUUCUAGCCUAUUUGUGAAAAUAGAAUAUGGGUAAUGCACAAAUUUGGUGAAUAAAUUUUGUAUACAAAUAUUUAACGAUUUAAAUUUAAUACCUACGAUAUUUAUUACUGUAUUUAUGCUGAUGAAUGCAAAAUAUAUAUUCAUCUGUUAAAACAAUGAAUGACAUAUCUAUGCUACAUCAAUUUCUUUCGUAUUUACGCAUCAAUUCACAACAAAAAAAUUAAUUUUUUUUUUAAAGUAAAUCAACACUAUUAUAUUUUUAUACAUUUUGUUUUAAGCUCUUGAAACAGUUAUUGAACAGAUUUGAAGAAAAUUUUAAGUUAUAGAUUGGGUAUGUAGAACGUUUAUUUCAAAUUAAAAAUAUUUUUA
Cotesia glomerata is the source of this 5221-nucleotide messenger RNA. RefSeq lists its product as uncharacterized. The transcript has 9 exons. NCBI's taxonomy places the organism in Eukaryota, Metazoa, Arthropoda, Insecta, Hymenoptera, Braconidae. The record is from RefSeq and is a predicted model, not a curated record. The coding region runs from base 1099 to 2865 and encodes 588 amino acids.